Messenger RNA from Beta vulgaris subsp. vulgaris (sugar beet), 2056 nucleotides. Its product is annotated as cysteine--tRNA ligase, chloroplastic/mitochondrial. Gene Ontology annotation, molecular function: ATP binding; cysteine-tRNA ligase activity. The transcript has 9 exons. Gene Ontology annotation, cellular component: cytoplasm. The record is from RefSeq and is a predicted model, not a curated record. Gene Ontology annotation, biological process: cysteinyl-tRNA aminoacylation. Lineage: Eukaryota; Viridiplantae; Streptophyta; Magnoliopsida; Caryophyllales; Amaranthaceae. The coding region runs from base 48 to 1796 and encodes 582 amino acids.
AAGUUGACGAUUUUGCAUCUAAAGAUUAUCAUCCCCGAGGGCUGAGAAUGGUUGUGUUGGCAAGGUGCUGCAAACCCUUUCUCCCGCCAUAUCUAUCCCCUCUUUCUCUCUCCGAAAUCCCACUUCAAUUCUAUUCUCCAUUCUCAAACAAAAUCAGAAACUAUGCAAUCAACAAAAGGGUUCGUUUCUUUUGUUCAAUGGGUUCUUCUCAAGCCUCAAUUAAUGGUAACAAUGGCAAUAAUAAUUGGGUUGGUAGUUCCAAUAAUCAGCAAUUAGAGGGUGCAAUCAAGAAAGAUUUGUGGGUGUAUAAUACAAUGAGUAGGAAAAAAGAGAUUUUUAAGCCUAAAGUAGAUGGAAAAGUGGGAAUGUAUGUUUGUGGAGUUACUGCUUACGAUUUCAGCCAUAUUGGUCAUGCUAGAGCUUAUGUUACAUUUGAUAUUCUUUACAGGUAUCUCAAGUAUCUGGGCUAUGACGUCUGUUAUGUUCGAAACUUCACUGAUGUUGAUGACAAGAUAAUUGCCAGAGCCAACGAAGUGGGGGAGAAUCCAAUAUCUCUUAGCAGACGUUUUUGUGAUGAAUUUCAUCAAGACAUGUCAUAUCUUCAUUGUUUACCUCCUUCUGUAGAACCUCGUGUCUCGGAUCACAUGCCGCAAAUUAUAGACAUGAUUAAGCAGAUUGUUGAUAAUGGCUUUGCCUAUGGUGUGGAUGGGGAUGUCUAUUUCUCUGUGGAAAAGUUUCCUGAUUAUGGACGAUUGUCUGGACGAAAAUUGGAGGACAAUCGAGCUGGUGAGCGGGUAGCUAUUGAUUCGAGAAAGCGCAAUCCAGCUGAUUUUGCAUUAUGGAAAUCUGCCAAAGAAGGAGAGCCCUUUUGGGAGAGUCCAUGGGGUCCUGGAAGACCUGGUUGGCAUAUUGAAUGCAGUGCUAUGAGCUCUGUAUAUUUGGGUUACUCUUUUGACAUACAUGGUGGUGGGAUGGACCUUAUGUUUCCUCACCAUGAAAACGAAAUUGUUCAGAGCUGUGCUGCAUGUUGUGAAAGUAAUAUACGCUACUGGGUGCAUAAUGGAUUUGUCACAAUUAAUUCAGAAAAAAUGUCCAAAUCUCUUGGAAACUUCUUCACAAUUCGGCAGGUAAUAGAACUUUAUCACCCGCUUGCUUUGAGACUCUUUCUCAUGGGAACCCACUAUCGAUCUCCAAUAAAUUACUCUGAUGUAUUAUUAGAGAGUGCGUCAGAACGCAUUUUCUACAUAUACCAGACAUUACAAGACAGUCAAGCUCUUCUGAGCGAGUAUGGGAGAGCUAAUUUAAAGGACUCAAUACCCCAGGAUAUUGUUAGUUGCAUCAAUGAUUUGCAAAAUAGUUUUGUGAUUUCGAUGUCAGAUGAUCUUCAUACACCUGUUGUUCUUGCUGCACUUUCUGACCCAUUGAAGACUAUCAAUGAUCUUCUUCAUACUCGCAAGGGAAAGAAGCGUGAGCUUCGAGUAGAAUCACUUGCAGCUUUAGAGAAGACAAUCAAGCAUGUGCUGACUGCUCUUGGGUUGAUGCCAUCAAGUUAUUCAGAGGCUCUACAUCAGCUUAGAGAGAAGGCUUUGAAACGCGUGAAGUUUUCAGAAACUGAAGUUCAGCAAAAGAUUGAAGAGAGAGACAUGGCAAGGAAGAACAAAGAAUAUGAGAAGUCUGAUGCAAUUAGGAAAGAGUUGGCUGCUGUGGGAAUUGCUCUGAUGGACAGCCCAGAAGGGACGACCUGGAGACCUGUGGUUCCUACUGCACUACAGCAAGAGCCAGUUAUGGCUAAUUGAGUCAAUGUAUAACGUGAUUUUUUUAUACCAUAUUAGUUGAUCAACAAUUACUAUCCAAGGAGACAAAGGAUUCAGAAUAUUGGGAAAUCCGCUUUAUGAUCAAAUCAGUCUUCUUGUGAGGAGACCUGGGGAUAAUCAUAGGAUGUGGAAAUUAGCACUAUUGUGACGAUGAUUAUAUUUUUUCCCCCUACAUUAUGGAUUUUCAAGAGCUUAUGGUGUGUAUUUGAGUGAAUAAAGCAACCAUCAUUUUUACCAUUUUA